AUGGCCGGCGAAAAGAGGUCGCAUCCUGAUGCGAACGAAACCCAAGCAGAAAGCGCGUCCGACUCUCACAAAUUUCAGCGCAUUGGACGGUCUACUUUCGAAGCGCCACGACCAACAGAGCCUGGCACCCACGCAGACACGUAUUAUCGUGACUUAUACAGCGGCACGCACGACUACGCUGCGUUGGGCAAGAAGCACAGAAAACUCGGCACGAAACUCAGCGGGAACACACUCGACUUCAAUGACCCGUAUGCCGUCAUCGCACUCAACAGCGCGCUGCUGAAGGAACAUUUCGGUUUCCAAGUCGACUUGCCAGCUGACCGAUUAUGCCCACCUAUCGCCCAGAGACACAACUACAUCCUGUGGCUCAAGGACCUACUCGAUAGCACUUCGUACGAGCAGCCAGACCAUCGCAGAGUUGUCGGUCUGGAUGUAGGGACUGAUAUCGACGAGAAGAGCAUUUCAUAUGCAAAACAGAACGUCAAACUCAAUAAUCUGCAAAGUUAUAUCAGUGUCGUCAGACGCAGCCCCGAAGAAAACUUGGUGAACCCCGAGGGACUCGGCGUGGAUCACCUGGAUUUUGUGAUGACCAACCCCCCAUUCUACACUUCCGAAGAAGAGGUCAAAGCAUGCGAACAGUCAAAGGCUACGGCCCAGGAGAAUCAUUUCGCCAUCGCCGCAAAUGAGCAAUUCACCGAAGGCGGAGAAGUCGCGUUCGUGGGCCGGAUCCUGAAGGAGUCUCUCGAGUUGAGGGAGCAGGUGCAGUGGUACACUAGCAUGUUUGGCAAGAAGGCCAGCCUCGACGCCAUCUUGGAGAAGCUUCACGAACACAAGAUCGACAACUUGGCGGUAACUGAGUUCAUCCAGGGCCCGAACUCGAAAACCAAGAGAUGGGCUGUUGCAUGGAGCUUUGCGGCGAUGAGGCCUUGCAACAAGGCUGCGAGAGGUCUGGCGGCCGCUCAAUGGAGGGGUAUGCUUCCUCCAAGCACCGAGACGGAGGUUAUUGAGUUUUCAUUGGAUAGGGGAGUUGGAGCUCUGGCGAACAAUCUGCAAGAGCUGGCGAAUUCUUUGGAGUUAAUAUCAUGGGAGUGGGAUCGGGAGAAGCUCGUUGGCAUCGGCAGAGCGCGAGAGGACGUGUGGAGCCGAGCAUGGAGAAGGAAGAAGAUGCGGGAAGAGAGGGAAGGAAAGAAGCCUGAGGAUAUCUCGACACCUGAGCAAUGCGCAUUCGGAUUUGAGCUUGCCCUCGAGGUCGGGGCGGGGAGGAUUAAGGUCAUCUGCCGGUGGAGAGAAGGGCACUCCAAGCCACUUUAUGACAGCUUUUGCGGCUUCGUAAAGACCAAACUGUCAAAAUCCGACUGA
Molecule: messenger RNA, 1359 nt
Organism: Colletotrichum aenigma
Lineage: Eukaryota; Fungi; Ascomycota; Sordariomycetes; Glomerellales; Glomerellaceae
Product: U6 small nuclear RNA (adenine-(43)-N(6))-methyltransferase
Exons: 4
Coding region: 1-1359 (452 amino acids)
Biological process (GO): rRNA base methylation
Cellular component (GO): nucleus
Molecular function (GO): 23S rRNA (adenine(1618)-N(6))-methyltransferase activity
Source: RefSeq, a predicted model, not a curated record